GCUUGUUGACUCUGGGGAAAAUUGAUGAGUCUAAAAUCAAUGGAUGAAAUAGAUGUUAUACACAUGUUACCCUUCAUCAACUUAAAAAUAUAUAAUUAAAUAAAAAUAAUCUUAUUUAUCAUCUUCCCUAUUAUUAAUUUUAAAAAAAUAUCAAGUUGUGUCAAAUGAAAUUUAUUUUUAUUUUUUCUAGAAAUUAAUAAUUAAACAGACACUUUUUUUUUUUUUAAAACUAAAAAAUAAAAAAUAAAAAAUAAAAAAAGAAAAAGUGAAAAACAGGGAGAUAAAGAGAAUGAGGAUGAGGAACUUCGUUUUUAACUUUUUAUUCAGUUUGCAGCAGAAAUAAAUAGCCUUUUGAUAGUUAGUCUAGUCCCCUUGCGUGGCUUUUUCAUUAACUGAUUUUUAAAAAUUGCGCGCAAAAAUGACAAAGGCUAGUAUAGCAAGACAAUUAGGCAAUGCCAUUGUUGCCAAAAACAGAAACUCUGGAGGAUGGUACGGCCCUCACAUGGCUGCCGCUUCACGAGCCAUUCAGGAGCGCAUCCCAUUGGUCGAUCUUGUUCUCGAGGUUAGAGACGCAAGGAUUCCACUGUCCUCAGAGUAUGAACAACUGAGGAACUAUUCAUCCACCUUAAAACGAAUUAUAGUGAUGAACAAGAUGGAUCUUGCUAAUCGUUCACAAAUUAAGGAGUGGGUAAGCUAUUUUCAGCAAAAUAACUGCCUUUCUUAUGGAGUCAAUGCCCAUAACAAGGAGAAUAUCAAGCAGCAACUGGGUAAGGUUCACUUGUUACAGUUCUUGAACUUCUUACAAGCCCGAGUGAGGGAAUUGAAGAGAACAGAGCAACAUUCUAGCUAUACUACAACAAUAUUGCUUGUUGGGAUUCCUAAUGUUGGUAAAUCAGCUCUUGCCAACUCCUUACAUAAAAUUGGGAGGAUUAGUGCAGCAGAGAAGGGAAAGUUGAAGAAUGCUACAGUGAGUCCACAACCUGGUGAGACAAAAGACAUAAGCAGCUUGAAGAUUGGAAGCCAUCCCAAUAUUUACGUUUUAGAUACCCCAGGUGUUUUGCCUCCUGAGAUUCUUGAUGCUGAUGUCUGCUGCAAGCUAGCUUUAACAGGAGCAAUUGGUAACUGUCUUGCUGGGGAAAAAGAACUCUCUCGUUAUCUUUUGACUAUUUUAAACUUGAGCGAUGAAUACAAGAAAUGGGCAAAGUUGGCCGACCCUAAGAAUGGGAUUCCAGUAGCAGACCACAAAGCAGAAUGCUCAGGCAAUUUUGAAAUGGACAUGAAACGAAAAAGGCAAUACCCCACAGAUCACACACAGGAUUUCAUAGUGAAUAGUGUUCGUAAAACUCUCUUUGAGACAAUAUCAUCUUUCGAUGGUAAUUUGGAUGAUGAAAGGGAAUUGGCUAGGCUUGUUGAUGCAGAGAUCUCAGCCUUGCAGAAAGUUUUUCAAGUUCCUGAGAACGUGGGUGUGGAUGCUCAUGAUAAAGUUGCCUGUAAGUUAUUGAAUCUUUACCGCACGGGGAGGCUUGGACACUAUACUUUAGAUUGUAUCCCAUGACAGCUUAAGAAUUGAACUAUAUUCUCUGAUCUUUGUACUUAAUCAACAGUAUUUAUUCUUUCACACUGAUUUUUGUAAAGUAUCACUUCUAUCGAGCAAUACAUUCAAUCCAAAGGUUACAUUUUCUUUUUAUA
Molecule: messenger RNA, 1689 nt
Organism: Ziziphus jujuba (common jujube)
Lineage: Eukaryota; Viridiplantae; Streptophyta; Magnoliopsida; Rosales; Rhamnaceae
Product: DAR GTPase 2, mitochondrial
Exons: 8
Coding region: 419-1555 (378 amino acids)
Cellular component (GO): mitochondrion
Molecular function (GO): GTP binding; GTPase activity
Source: RefSeq, a predicted model, not a curated record